Capsella rubella is the source of this 3274-nucleotide messenger RNA. RefSeq lists its product as uncharacterized. NCBI's taxonomy places the organism in Eukaryota, Viridiplantae, Streptophyta, Magnoliopsida, Brassicales, Brassicaceae. The transcript is spliced from 24 exons. The coding region runs from base 39 to 3047 and encodes 1002 amino acids. Gene Ontology annotation, molecular function: ATP binding; ATP hydrolysis activity. Gene Ontology annotation, cellular component: mitochondrial outer membrane. The record is from RefSeq and is a predicted model, not a curated record.
UUUGUUAUUGGAACUCAGGAAAAAAAAAGAAACUUGCGAUGUAUACAAGGACAAUAAGAAGGAACCAUAGAUGGUCUUUUGUAUUGCAGCAAGACAAAUGCUUAGUGAGGCCAGUGAUUCGUGACCACACCGGUUCCCAAUCUUAUAGCUCCCCUACUAUACUAACAAAUCAUUUGACAAGACUCUAUCAUUCUCCUGGCGCUUUUUCUUCUAAAGACUAUCUAAGUUAUUCUUGGAACAGCCAAUUGCGUCGGUUUAGUUCUGAAGGUGAUGGAAGGAAUGCUAGUGAGGAUAGCCGUUUCCCUCUGAAUAAAGAAAAGACAGGAAAAGAGAAACAUGUGUUUGGUGCUGAGCAUUUUGAUUCUCACGCUCAGCUUGGAGAACAAGACCAAAUAGCAUGGCUCAACAAUGAGAAGCUUGCAAGUGAAAGCAAAAAGGAUUCACCUUUCCUUAACAAACGAGAAAGAUUGAAGAAUGAGUUCUUGCGGAGAAUUCAACCUUGGGAGACUAUAAAGCUCUCUUGGGAGUCUUUCCCUUACUACGUCCAUGAACACACAAAAGAUACUCUGGUGGAAUGUGUUAGCUCACAUAUUAAACAAAAAAAUAUGGCGUCCAGGUAUGGUGCUCGUUUAGAUUCUUCAAGUGGGAGAAUACUGCUCCAGAGUGUUCCAGGCACUGAGCUCUACCGAGAGAGGUUGGUACGAGCACUUGCUCGAGAUACACAAGUUCCCCUGUUAGUUCUUGACAGCAGCGUUCUUGCACCUUAUGAUUGUGGUCAUGACUACAAUGAAGAGUCUGAAUCAGAUGAUGACAUUGCAGAAUCAGAUCAGUGCACUUCAGAUUCAGAAGCUGAGGAAGAAACUGAUGCAAACAAUGAUGAGAGGAGUAGCAAUGAAGCGAAAAUUGAAGGAACUGACGAUGAAGAAAGAUAUUUGGAGAUUUCUAAGGAAGUCCUCAAGAAACUUGGAGCUGACAUAGAGGAAAUCGAGAAGAGAAUGUCGGAUCAACUAUAUGGCUCUAGUGAGGUAUCAGAAGCUGCAGUUGUUGAUCAUUAUGAUAAAGCCAAGCGGCCUCUUAAGAAAGGAGACCAAGUAAAGUAUGUUGGGUCUCCUAAGAAGGACGAAGCAAAGCAUAGGGUCGUAUUGGGGAAGAUUUCUACAUCUGAUGGUCAAAAGAGUGCUUUUACCGUUAUUCCUGGCAGGCCAUUAUCUAGUGGACAACGUGGAGAGGUAUACGAGGUGAGUGGGAACCGUGUUGCUGUCAUAUUUGAUUGUGGUGAUGAUAAAACUACAGAGGGAAAUGAGAAAAACUCAGCAGAGAAGCCCCAGAUGUUACCUAUCCAUUGGGUAGAUGUGAAAGACCUCAAGUACGAUUCGGAUAUGCAGGCAGUAGAUGGUUACAUUGCUAUGGAGGCUUUAAACGAGGUUUUGCAAUCCAUUCAACCACUAAUAGUCUAUUUUCCAGACACUUCGCAGUGGUUGUCUAGAGCUGUGCCUAAAGCGAGACGAAAAGAAUUUGUAGACAAAGUUCAGGAAAUGUUUAACAAAAUAUCAGGUCCGAUUGUUAUGAUAUGUGGGCAGAACAAGAUAGAAACAGGCUCAAAGGAAAGAGAGAAAUUUACGAUGGUACUCCCAAACUUUAGUCGACUUGCGAAGCUGCCUCUUCCCUUGAAGUGCCUAACGGAGGGAUUCACGGGAAGGAAAAAAUCAGAGGAGAAUGAGAUAUAUAAGCUAUUCACUAACGUCAUGCGCCUACAUCCUCCAAAGGAGGAAGAUACCCUCGGACUAUUCAACAAACAACUAGGAGAAGAUAGGAGAAUUGUGAUAUCACGGAGCAAUAUAAAUGAGUUACUAAGGGCACUUGAAGAACAUGAGUUAUUAUGCACAGACUUAUAUCAAGUGAACACUGAUGGGGUGAUAUUGACAAACCAAAAAGCAGAAAAGGUUAUUGGCUGGGCCAAAAAUCACUAUUUAGCUUCUUGUCCAGACCCAUUGGUUAAAGGUGGCCGCUUGUCUCUGCCUCGUGAAAGCCUUGAAAUAUCAAUUGAGAGGUUAAGAAAAUUAGAAGAUAAUUCCCUAAAGCCCUCACAAAACUUGAAGAAUCUUGCUAAGGAUGAGUAUGAAAGAAAUUUUGUCUCGGCUGUGGUUGCUCCUGGAGAAAUAGGCGUUAAAUUUGAAGAUAUUGGGGCGCUCGAAGACGUGAAAAGGGCAUUAAGUGAGCUGGUUAUUCUCCCCAUGAGAAGGCCAGAGCUUUUCUCACGUGGGAAUCUCUUGCGGCCCUGUAAAGGAAUAUUGCUUUUUGGUCCUCCUGGAACGGGUAAGACACUCCUCGCCAAGGCACUUGCGACAGAAGCUGGAGCAAAUUUCAUUAGCAUAACAGGCUCAACACUUACAUCAAAGUGGUUCGGAGAUGCAGAGAAGCUCACUAAAGCUCUCUUUUCCUUUGCCACCAAGCUAGCACCUGUAAUUGUUUUUGUUGAUGAGAUAGACAGUCUUUUAGGUGCUCGUGGUGGCUCGUCCGAACACGAAGCUACCAGAAGAAUGAGGAAUGAGUUCAUGGCAGCUUGGGAUGGGCUCAGGUCAAAAGACAGCCAAAGGAUCCUCAUUCUCGGUGCCACCAACCGACCCUUUGAUCUUGAUGAUGCUGUGAUUCGUCGUCUACCAAGACGGAUAUAUGUUGACUUACCUGAUGCCGAGAACCGGUUAAAGAUACUGAAAAUAUUUCUAACUCCUGAAAAUUUGGAAUCCGGUUUCCAGUUCGACAAACUUGCAAAGGAAACUGAAGGUUAUUCCGGUAGUGAUCUAAAGAAUCUAUGCAUUGCUGCUGCGUACAGGCCUGUUCAAGAACUGUUACAAGAAGAGCAAAAGGGUGCAAGAGCAGAAGCCUCUCCUGGUCUACGGUCGCUGAGUUUGGAUGACUUCAUUCAGUCUAAAGCUAAGGUGAGCCCAUCUGUGGCGUAUGACGCAACCACUAUGAAUGAGUUGAGAAAAUGGAACGAGCAAUAUGGUGAAGGAGGGAGCAGGACUAAGUCUCCUUUUGGCUUCUGAAGAAAUUGUUAGUUUUGGUAGAUCAAAGUGUUUUCUCAUGUCUUUUACUUUGUGAUCAUGUUGUAACCCUCAGUGCUAUAUCCUUUUUAGUAUCAUUUUCAAAUUUGAUGUAAACUAUAAUGGACACGGAACCCCGUGAAUUUUAGCAAACUAUGCUGCUAAAAAAAGAAAAUCAGAAAUAGUGUAGUUUCACUUCCAAAUCAUUAAAGAGAAAUAACACCCUGCAA